AAUUGCAAUGAAGAGAUUCUGUUGUCAGGAGGCUUAACUGUAAUUAUGUGUCUGGAUAAUCGAUUAAAAUCAUGUCUGGGAUGUGGAUGGAAGAAUACUAGUAGCCAAACUAAUUCUGAGUGCCUUUAUUCAGUUGAGCCAGUAAAACACGGCUAUAGUGAUAUGUUUUAUUGGAAAUAAUACUUACUGUAUUGAUUCUAUGUAUACAAGUGAAAAAAUGUUGACCCAAAUUGUGGUUAGCUAGUGUAUCUAAAUGUUUUUUGCAUUUACCCUGAUCCAGAUAUACAGAUAUGCAGGCACAGCAUGGUAAUAUAGAUAAGAAUGGCCUUGCGCACAUAUUAGAAAACAUUUGCAGUAAGAUGAUGGAAUGAGUUGUAUGGUUCUGUUGCAGGAAAUGUGGGUGGUGUAUUAACUGCUGUAGCUUGUAUGUUCUUUAUAAGGAACAGGAAAAGGGGGAAUGCACGUGAAACUGAAUUGCUAUAUUGGGUAAAAUUCCACGGACAGUUGAAAUUGGUUUAGUUUGCUCGAGGCAAGGAGAUGCUUGGGUUGUGUUUUUCGACUUGCAUAGCAGGGUGUUCUUGAACAUUCUGUAGAAUACAUAUCAGCUACUUGCACAGCAGAGAGUCCACGAACAUUUUGUUGGGUGCAUCCCAUGUUAUCAGAUAAUAACUUCGGUAACCAUUGGAGGAGGCUGUGUGCUAGUGGCAAUAAAUAUCAAAUGAAAAGGCGACUCGUUUGUAGUUCUCUGUAUCGUGGAGGGCUACCCAAUCUGCUGAGUGCAACUGCAUUGUAAUGUUAUGAAGAUUUCUGCUUGAAUAAAAACUACUCUGCUGAAACACAAUGAAAAAUCCCAAGACGAGGGCGCAGAUGGAGGAACUGGUGAAGGAGGGCAAGACGAAGGAGCUGCGUGAGCGACUGUGCUGCAGGAUGACCUUCGGAACGUCAGGGCUGCGGGCGGCCAUGGGGGCAGGCUUCUCCCUCAUCAACGAUCUCACAGUCAUCCAGUCCACACAGGGUGUGUACCGGUACCUGGAGAAGUGUUUCCCUGACUUGAAGAGAAGAGGCUUUGUGAUUGGGUACGACACACGUGGGCAAGCCGCCAUCAACUGCAGCAGCGAAAGGCUAGCAAAGCUUGCAGCUGCCGUUCUUCUUUCUAAGGGAGUCCCUGUCUAUCUGUUCUCCACAUAUGUUCCUACACCAUUUGUGCCCUAUGCAGUGAAGCAGAUGAAAGCUACUGCCGGUGUUAUGAUCACAGCAUCACAUAACCCAAAACAGGACAAUGGGUACAAGGUGUACUGGGAGAAUGGAGCUCAGAUAACCUCUCCUCAUGACAAAGAGAUCCUGAAAUGCAUAGAAGAGAGUUUAGAGCCUUGGGAUGGAUCCUGGAAUGAGAACAUAGCUGAUGGAAGUCCUCUGAGGAGUGAUCCCCUGGAUGAAAUCUGCAAAAGCUAUAUAGAAGACUUAAAAGCUGUUUGUUUUCACAGAGAUCUCAACGCAAAGACCUCUUUAAGGUUUGUGCACACAGCUUUUCAUGGAGUUGGGCACGACUAUGUGCAGCUGGCCUUCAAAGCAUUUGGGUUUGCAGCCCCCAUUCCAGUUCAAGAGCAGAAGGACCCAGAUCCUGACUUUUCUACCGUCCGAUGCCCUAAUCCUGAGGAAGGCGAGUCGGUCUUGGAGCUGGCACUUAGACUGGCAGAAAAAGAGGGUGCCAGGGUUGUCCUAGCAACAGACCCAGAUGCUGACAGAUUGGCAGUAGCAGAGCAGUAUGAGAACGGUCGUUGGAAAGUGUUCACAGGUAAUGAGUUGGCAGCUCUCCUCGGGUGGUGGCUGUUGGCCUGCUGGAAGGAAAAGCAUCCAGACCCAGCUGACGUCAAGAGAGUUCACAUGCUGGCAACCACAGUCUCUUCCAAAAUCCUGCAGACCAUCGCAGCGCAGGAGGGGUUUCACUUUGUGGUACAGACUCAUCCUGUUGUUUUUUAGAAUUGAAAAGGGGUGUCCCUAAUCUUGCUUGUUUUAAACUGUAGGUUAGUCAACACAGAAAGCCAGACAGCCACGUCUAGUGUUAAGUUUCAUAGUAUGAAUCUUCA
Molecule: messenger RNA, 2087 nt
Organism: Polyodon spathula (Mississippi paddlefish)
Lineage: Eukaryota; Metazoa; Chordata; Actinopteri; Acipenseriformes; Polyodontidae
Gene: pgm2l1
Product: phosphoglucomutase 2-like 1
Exons: 9
Coding region: 841-1980 (379 amino acids)
Biological process (GO): carbohydrate metabolic process
Molecular function (GO): magnesium ion binding; intramolecular phosphotransferase activity; glucose-1,6-bisphosphate synthase activity
Source: RefSeq, a predicted model, not a curated record